Messenger RNA from Trifolium pratense (red clover), 489 nucleotides. RefSeq lists its product as uncharacterized. The record is from RefSeq and is a predicted model, not a curated record. The transcript has a single exon. Gene Ontology annotation, molecular function: nucleic acid binding; RNA-DNA hybrid ribonuclease activity. NCBI's taxonomy places the organism in Eukaryota, Viridiplantae, Streptophyta, Magnoliopsida, Fabales, Fabaceae. The coding region runs from base 1 to 489 and encodes 162 amino acids.
AUGAUUUGGGUCAAGCCAAGUCAUGGAAGGUACAAGUGCAAUGUAGACGCUUCUUUUUCCCUUACUCAUAACAAAGUGGGUAUUGGUAUGUGUAUAAGGGAUGACCAUGGAAGGUUUGUGGCUGCCAGAACACAAUGGGUAGAACCUAUUCUUGAUGUGGAGCAUGGAGAAGCCAUUGGUUUGUUACAGGCUUUAAAAUGGGCGGUGGACCUACAAUUACAUGACAUAGACUUUGAGAUGGAUUGCAAACGGGUAGUAGAUAGUAUUUAUAGCAAAAGAACCUAUUUUUCUGAUCUUGGAGCUAUCUUAGGUGACUGUAGAACUAUUUUAGCUUCUACUCUUGUGAACUCUCAUGUUAAGUUCAUCCGGAGACAAGCAAAUGAAGUUGCUCAUAGGCUUGCCGGGGCGGCUACAUCGUUAGCUAGUUUCCAUAAUUUUAUCGAUAUUCCUACAUGUAUUUACGAUAUUAUUAUGAAUGAAAUGAGAUAA